Linnemannia hyalina is the source of this 858-nucleotide messenger RNA. Lineage: Eukaryota; Fungi; Mortierellomycota; Mortierellomycetes; Mortierellales; Mortierellaceae. The record is from the annotation of a GenBank genome assembly.
AUGACCACCCCAUCAACGGUCCACGGCCAAUACCCACGCGUGUACCUCGUCCGCCACGGAACAACCGAAUGGAGCCAGAACGGUCGUCACACCGGUCUGACGGACAUCCCGCUUUUACCCAUCGGGGUCGAGCAAGCCGGAUUGCUCUCAUCGCGGAUAUUUGAGAACCCACAUCAGGACAUGGUCCACAUCGACAACAUCACCCUCGUCCUCGUCUCGCCCCUCAAGCGCGCCCAACAGACCUACGAACAACUACGGAAUGGAGGACUCUCAAAACAACUCCACGAGGGAACCGCGCCUUCCUGCUUCACUCGGACCCAGGCCCGUACAACCUCACUCUUGACCGAAUGGGAUUAUGGCGAUUACGAGGGCGUUACGACAAAGGAGAUUCUGAAGACGAGGCCGACCUGGUCGCUCUUUGGAGAUAAUGCGCCUGGUGGGGAGACGGUUGAGCAGGUCGCGGCAAGGGCGGAUGCAAUUAUUGAGUUAAUCCAUAAUUAUCAGCGUGGUCUUGAUUCUCAGGGUAACUCGACUUCGACGCUCAAGAUGCCCUUUACCGAGCUCGAGACCCAAUCCAACAACAAGGAAACCAAUACGCCCGCGACGGACGAAGGGAGCUUGGCGGCAGAGCACAAGACGGUGGUCACGAUUCCGAACGAGAAGGGGCGUCGGGAUGUGCUUGUGGUGGCCCAUGGACAUUUCUUGAGAGUCUUUGCGGCGAGAUGGUUGAAGGAGGAUGGAUUGCAUGGCAAGAACUUGGUCCUGGAUACUGCCAGUGUCUCCGUGUUGGGGUAUGAGCAUACCUUGGAGGAGCGGGUCAUCAAGGUCUGGAACCAGAGCAACCACCUCUGGAAGUGA